This is a messenger RNA of Xenopus laevis (African clawed frog), 2303 nucleotides long. RefSeq names its product galactosidase beta 1 L homeolog (gene glb1.L). The transcript has 16 exons. Gene Ontology annotation, molecular function: hydrolase activity, hydrolyzing O-glycosyl compounds; beta-galactosidase activity. Bases 300 to 2228 code for a protein of 642 amino acids. Gene Ontology annotation, biological process: carbohydrate metabolic process. Lineage: Eukaryota; Metazoa; Chordata; Amphibia; Anura; Pipidae. The record is from RefSeq and is a predicted model, not a curated record.
AAUUUUAAACAGACAACAUCAUGUGACUUUGCAAACUGCUAACGUGCCAUGUGAAUUCCAUUUCUGUCUUGAAAAGCUGUCUCAGCAACUUCCUGUGUGUCCUCUCCUGCCCCCCAACUUAUACCCCACCCACUCCAAUACAUUCACUCCCACUCUCUGAUCUAUAGCUCCUGCCCUGAAAUUUCAACAACCCACCACAGGUUUCUAGCCCCUCUCUGACUGCUCAUCCGGGAAUCAUAGUCUGUGACUAAACAAUCACAUGAUUCUGUUAGCAGGUCUCAAGCAAGCAUGAGUGUUUUAUGAAGAGAAGUUCUGAUUUUUACACCAGAACAAGAACACAUCUCACCCUGACAUUCAGUGUUGCACCGAUGGGACCCCUCCUACUCUGCCUGCUCAUCUUGGUGUCUGUGUAUGGGCAGGCUUGCAGCAAAUCUUUUUCCAUUGACUACAAUAAAAAUUGUUUCCGGAAGGAUGGCCAAUGUUUUCGCUACAUUUCUGGGAGCAUUCACUACUUCCGAAUCCCAGCUGACUACUGGAGGGACCGGCUCCUUAAGAUGUACAUGACGGGAUUAAAUGCUGUUCAAGUGUACAUUCCCUGGAAUUUCCACGAGCCGCUGCCUGGGUUGUACGACUUCAAUGGAGACCGAGAUCUCAGUCGUUUUCUGGACCUGACAGAUGAACUUGGGCUUCUUGUUAUCAUCAGACCUGGACCCUAUAUCUGUGCAGAAUGGGAUAUGGGUGGGCUUCCAGCCUGGCUUCUAAAUAAUAAGGAUAUUGCACUGCGAACUUCAGACCCGGAUUAUCUGAAUGCUGUUGAUUCCUGGUUCUCUGUCCUCCUCCCAAAGCUUCGCUCGCGCUUGUACAGCAAUGGAGGAAACAUAAUAAGCGUGCAGGUAGAGAAUGAAUAUGGCAGCUUCAUGGCCUGUGAUUACAGCUACCUUCGGCACCUCCUCCACUUGUUUCGUCUAUACUUAGGAGAUGAGGUUGUGCUUUUCACCACUGAUGGGAAUACGGAAAGGGAACUCCAGUGUGGAAGUCUGCAGGAUUUGUACACAACUGUGGAUUUUGGUCCAGGGGACAAUGCAACAAAAGCUUUCAAACUCCUUCGCAAGUAUCAACCAAAGGGACCUCUGGUUAACUCAGAAUAUUACACGGGGUGGCUGGACUACUGGGGGGAGAAGCACUCAACAACCAGCAAAGAAUUAGUGAGUCAGGGCCUGAAGAACAUUCUGGAGAUGGGAGCCAGCGUCAAUAUGUACAUGUUUGAAGGUGGCACCAACUUUGGCUACUGGAAUGGAGCAGACUUUAAGAAAAUAUACAAACCUAUCACAACAAGCUAUGAUUACGAUGCACCCCUAUCAGAGGCCGGCGACCCUACAGAAAAAUUAAAUGCCAUACGCAAUGUCAUCAGUCAGUUUCAGCCAGUGCCACAGGGGCCAGUACCUCCUCCGACUCAGAAAAUUGAUUACGGCUUUGUUUCUUUGAACAAGGUUGGGAGUCUCCUUGAUUACCUGGAUGUUUUUUCUCCAGAAUUUCCCACUGAAACGCGAUAUCCCAUAACCUUUGAAGAUCUAAAACAGUAUUUUGGAUUUGUUCUGUACCGGACACAGCUUCCCAGGGAUGUACCCAUCACCACUCCUCUCUCGUCUGUUUCCAAUGGAGUACACGAUAGAGCAUACAUCUCUGUUGACGGGUUAUUUAAUGGAGUGCUGGAGAGAGACAGAGUGUCAAAGAUCUUAGUGGCUGGCAAAGCUGGAGACUGGUUGGAUGUUCUGGUGGAAAACAUGGGACGGAUCAACUUUGGGUCCUGUGUAAAUGACUUAAAGGGCCUGGUCUCCAACUUGACUCUGGGAGUGGACAUACUUACAGACUGGCUGGUAUAUCCUCUGAAUUUGGAAGGUCCCAUAUCAGAGGGAUGGCCACAAAUGGGAAAUAACUUUAUCUUUUCAAACACAGAAGCCAACACGGGCCCUUCUUUUUAUAGUGGCACAUUCCAAAUCACUACACAAGGAGACACAUUUCUAAGCCUGCCACAGUGGACAAAGGGUCAGGUGUGGAUAAAUGGAUUUAAUGUAGGUAGGUACUGGCCAGCCAGAGGCCCUCAGAUCACACUGUAUGUUCCAGGAAACAUCUUGAGGCUUGGUGAAAAUACAGUCACCCUACUGGAACUGGAGCAAGCCCCAGAACUGUCCAUGGUGCGCUUUAUAGACAGACCUGUUUUAGGCUAACCAUUGUGUACAAAGUAAGGACUGUAUCCACUUCAGAAAGAAGAGUGGUUAAAGAUAAAUAAUGAGCUAUACCUA